Messenger RNA from Esox lucius (northern pike), 2319 nucleotides. It is a transcript of the gene otud3, whose product is annotated as OTU deubiquitinase 3. Gene Ontology annotation, molecular function: cysteine-type deubiquitinase activity. The coding region runs from base 234 to 1313 and encodes 359 amino acids. The transcript has 8 exons. Lineage: Eukaryota; Metazoa; Chordata; Actinopteri; Esociformes; Esocidae. The record is from RefSeq and is a predicted model, not a curated record. Gene Ontology annotation, biological process: protein deubiquitination.
GUACAUUUUAAAUGUUGCUCACAAGACGUAGGUAUGAGUCAGUUUAUAUAAAUAUGUGUUAAAAAAACCAAUCAUAUAUAGGUAAAAAAUAAAUAAAGGAACAGUAGGACGUGUGUAUCGUAUCAUCAGGUGCUAUCUGUGGAAUGAUCUCAUACCAGUUAGAGUAACCCAACUGCAUGUGAAAGUGAGUGACAGAUCUACGGCAUCUGUAGAGGUCUGUAGGCCCGGCAGCCAUGUCUAGGAAGCAGACAGGAAAGCCGGUGCGUGGCGGCAACAAGAAGUGUGAUGCGGAGCGAAAGCGGGAUGAGCGGGCUGCGCGCCGGGCAAUCGCCAAGGACCGCAAAAACCGACCUCAGGAAGGGGAUGAGGGAGAGGAGUUUGUCAGCUUCUCCAACCAACUCCAGGCGCUAGGUCUCAAACUGAGAGAGGUACCUGGAGAUGGUAACUGCCUGUUCAGAGCUCUGGGCGACCAGCUGGAAGGACACUCUCGGGGACAUCUGCGCCUGCGCCAGGAGACUGUGCAAUACAUGAUGUCUCACAGGCAGGACUUUGAGCCCUUUGUGGAAGAUGACGUGCCCUUUGCACAGCAUUUAUCAAACCUCUCCCAACCUGGUACAUUUGCUGGCAAUGAUGCUAUUGUGGCGUUCGCCCGCAGUCAACAGCUCAAAGUAGUCAUUCAUCAGCUCAACACCCCACUGUGGGAGAUAAAUGGAUCUGAGAAGCUGGUUGGGCGAGAGCUACACAUUGCUUAUCGCUAUGGAGACCAUUACGAUAGUGUACGGCCAAUUGGUGACAACUCUGAGAGCCCGGCUCAGCUGCGUAUAGAGAACCUUCACAAUUCGAGUGGGCAGCGUGAGUUUGGUGAUGGCCAAAGGCACAGACGGAAAGCCCUCCCACCCGCCACGUCUGAGGAGGACAAUGUGAUCCUGAGUUCCCUGAAGAACAGGGGCCCAAACUGUGAAGAGGAGAAUCUGUUUCAGCUGAGUGCAGCCACCAUCAAUGCUGAGUGGCUGGUGGAUUCUGAGCUAGUGUCCCAAGUCUGUAACAGCCAAUGUGCCUCUGGGGCAUGCUCGGCAUGUAGAGAGGCAGCAAAUGAGUGUUGUGAGCACAAACCACCACCAGAUGGAAGCAACCUACACCAAUCCAAGGCUUCAAAUAAGCAAAGGAAAGAGCAGCAGCGCUUGGAGAAGAAAAAGCGCCAGGAAGAAAGACAUCGACAGAAGGUUCUUCAAAGUAAAGGAACACCCGACCAGAACCAGAACCUCUCUGAGCCGGUUACUCUAGUCCCAGCUCUUAAUACACUUAGUAUAUAGCAAAACAUAGCAUGGCCAAAUAAAGUUAUAUUGAGCGGCUGGCAAUUUGCACACAGAAUCUCAAUCAAAUUAGAUUUAUUUUCAAAUGUUACGGUCUCAGCAUCAUGUGAUUAUGUGAAUGCGUUCAGGGUUGUGGAUGAUUGAGGGUGUUUGAUAGUGACCCAGGUUGAUGGAUGAUUUCCACUAGAUAACACAACCACAAAGUCAGAAUACUCUUAAAAAUUAUAAAUUUUUUAUUUAUGGUUAGUUUUGUGCUUGAAGCAGUGUGGUUAGGCUAGAUUUAAGAUUUUAAAAACAUACUGUAGAAAUAGGUACAUUUAUGACUUUGUGGGUUUAUUAACUAGUGAUGACCCUAUUGUACAUAGGUUUCCCUAUAGACACACUGGAGUGAUAAUUGCAAACAUUAGAAACUGAUCAGAAUCAAACCCUUUCUAGGACUCAAAGAUCAGCCAAAUAAAAUACUUCAUUUGCUAUCACAUGAUAAACGGUUACAUUCUAGCUGGCACCAUUUACCACUCUAAAUUCAGCAGCAGAUGGUAGUUAUUAUACCCUGGAAGAAAUUUUCAGUUAACUUAAAUAUCUAAAAAAAAAAAAUGUAGGUGUAGAAACGGGUUAAAUUCAGUCGGUUUCUGUUUCCAAAUACAGUAUGGCCCCCCUCUGUCUAAACUUUUUCUAUGCUGGUUAGUGCUGCUUUUUACAAUGACCAUUCAAUUCAUCUUGGGCUUCUUUUUGCAUUUGUUUUGAAUUUACAUUUUUCUGAUUCCAGCCAAAGAAAGAAAAGGGAAGAUGCAUAAUUGUAAACAGAACUAGAUGUUUUUUGACAGAUACUGAAAUGUUGAGUUGAUACAUAAACCAUGUUUUAUCUGGUUAAUGGCAGUACAGUGGUAUUGAUCCGGUUUAAAUACAUUAUAACAUUAUUAUUCGGUUGGGAGAUAGGAAGGUAAAUCAUUGUGAAGCACUGUUUGGUAUGAAACAGAAAGUGGCAAUAAAUGAAAAUCUUUAAGUA